Messenger RNA from Sitophilus oryzae (rice weevil), 945 nucleotides. RefSeq lists its product as uncharacterized. The record is from RefSeq and is a predicted model, not a curated record. Gene Ontology annotation, molecular function: nucleic acid binding. NCBI's taxonomy places the organism in Eukaryota, Metazoa, Arthropoda, Insecta, Coleoptera, Curculionidae. The coding region runs from base 1 to 945 and encodes 314 amino acids. The transcript is spliced from 3 exons.
AUGACGUGGCAUUUUCUACUAGCAAAUUACGGGAAUUCGAAAGGAAGUAUUACAUUAAUUAUCAGUUGUAUCGUUCCAUUAACCAAUAGCACCAAGAAACUUUCAGUUCACACCCUGGCUUCCACCUCUAAUAACCGUUUAAACAAAACGGUUGGCUUGUUAAGGUGGAAAGGAGGCGUUAGUCAGUCAGUCAAGCCGCAGGAUGACGGUAGGUUUCCAUUGUCAGGUCGACUUAUUAUUGUCAAUGCGGGCUCAGAAAAUGGGUUUGUCGAAAAUGCCUGUUUAAUAUUUAAAGCUGGAUUAGCAACAGGCGAUUACCAUGGCCAAAUGAACCAGGAGAAUUUUACUCGAUGGCUUACGGAAAAACUCCUUCCAAAUAUACCGGCCAAAUCGGUUAUUGUUCUUGACAAUGCUCCAUACCAUUCCGUCCAGGAGGAUAAAACUCCUACAAGGUCAUCCUUAAAAAAAGAUAUAAUUGCCUGGUUAACAAAGAAAGGGAUAAACCAUGACGCAAAUGCCAGAAAAUUUGAUCUCUUUGAUCUGGUAUUACUUCAUAAGCCUCCCGAUGACCAAAAAAAUUAUGUAGUAGACCGGAUCAUUAGAGAGCAUGGGCAUACUCCUUUGAGAACACCUCCUUAUAUGUGUGAGUUAAACCCAAUCGAAUUAGCUUGGGCAAGAUUAAAGUUUUUAAUAAGAAGCCAAAACACAACGGGCAAUUUCACAUUAUCUGUUUUAAAAGAAGUCACCAAAGGAGCAAUGUCUUUGAUAUCCCCUGAUGAUUGGAAGAGGUUUUGUCAACAUGUGAAAAACAUAGAAAAUAAAUUUUGGGAAACGGACCAACAUAUGGAAGAGGUCGAACCCCUCAUAAUAAAUUUAGGGCAAGAUGACGAUAGCGAGACUGAUGAUGAUAGCGAUACUAAUGAUGAUGAUGAUGAACAACACUAA